Molecule: messenger RNA, 1080 nt
Organism: Papaver somniferum (opium poppy)
Lineage: Eukaryota; Viridiplantae; Streptophyta; Magnoliopsida; Ranunculales; Papaveraceae
Product: glycine-rich protein A3-like
Exons: 3
Coding region: 308-889 (193 amino acids)
Source: RefSeq, a predicted model, not a curated record
CAAGUAAUAAAAGUAGAUGUUAUGGAUGAGGAUGGGAUAUCCAGCAGUAUGCAUCUUCUGAAUUUAAUCGCCUAGUAGUAGUAGUAACCCACCACCACAACCAAAAAAGAGGAGAAGAAGGAAGCAGAAAAGCAGUACGCGUUGAACUUACGCGCUUGAUACGCGGUGGGCCAUUCGGAAAAAUUCCCAUUAAAAUCUAAUCUAAUUCAACAUUUUCACAAUAUCGGUUUCAUCAUUUAGCAAACCAAGGAAGAGGAAGAACUUUGAAACAACAAUAACCUACAGUAUCAUUUCGCCGUUAAGGAAAAUGGGAGGUGGAAAAGACCAGCAUGACUCAAGUGACAAGGGGUUAAUGUCGAACCUGGCUCAUGGAUUAGCUGGAGCUGCAGGAGGACAUGGAGGGCACUCAAACUACCCUCCUGGGCAUUAUCCUCCCCAGCAAGGGGGAUACCCCCCUCAACAAGGGUACCCUCCUGCUGGAUACCCGCCACAACAAGGGUACCCACCACAACAAGGGUACCCACCACAAGGAUACCCACCUGCUGGAUAUCCCGGUUCAUCUGCUCCACAUCAUGGAGGCCAUGGACAUAGUGGCAGUGGAGGAAUGGGGGGCAUGGGAGGAAUUCUAGCUGGGGGUGCUGCAGCAGCGGCUGCUGCCUAUGGUGCCCACCAGUUGGCGGGACAUGGUGCUUCACAUGGAGGACACGGUGGGUAUGGUGUUGGACACGGUGUUGGACAUGGUGUUGGUGGUUAUGGUGUUGGGCAUGGUUUUGGAGGCAAGCACGGCAAGUUCAAACAGGGCAAGCACGGCAAGCACGGCAAGCAUGGGAAGCACGGAAAGCAUGGUGGUGGUAUGUUUGGAGGGGGAAAGUUCAAGAAGUGGAAAUAAUAAUCUUGUGUGAUCCGAAGUGAAAGAUCAAAUCUUAGACUGACUUAUAUAUGUGUUCUCUAUUUCUGCUGUGGAGAUUACUAUUUUACUUUCAAAGAAGGCUCGUUUAUGUGUUGUGUGGCCAUUUGCACUGAUAUCCUACUUUUGGUUAUACAUAAUACAAUGGUUUAAGCAUUGAGUAGUUUGGUUGA